Penicillium daleae is the source of this 1983-nucleotide messenger RNA. RefSeq lists its product as uncharacterized. NCBI's taxonomy places the organism in Eukaryota, Fungi, Ascomycota, Eurotiomycetes, Eurotiales, Aspergillaceae. Gene Ontology annotation, molecular function: FAD binding. The record is from RefSeq and is a predicted model, not a curated record. The transcript has 5 exons. Bases 1 to 1983 code for a protein of 660 amino acids.
AUGCCCGUCUUCACUGAGCAUUCUUCUUCAUCUCGGAAUUUGAGAGUCUUGCCCUCUUUUGCUGCACCACUGCCUCGCCCAGCACCCCCAUUUGAGCCUCAAAGUAAUGGUGAGAAGUACGAAGUAGUCAUCGUGGGCGCCGGACCAGCCGGUUUGAUGCUCAACCUCCUCCUGUCUCGCUACGGCCUCAGCGACACCUCCCUCCUUUGCAUCGAUUCCAAACCCAGCACACUCAAAACUGGCCAAGCAGAUGGCGUCCAGCCCAGGACAUUGGAAGUAUUCAAGACCCUCGGGAUCUCCGACGAGAUUGAAAAUGAGGCAUGCCACAUGUGGCAAUUCGCAUUCUGGAAUCCCUCAAAUGACAAGGACAAAAUCAUCGAGCGAACUGCAGUCGUACCGGAAGUGCUCGCUCCCUCCCGAUUCAGCUAUGAGGCUACCAUUCAUCAGGGUCGUAUUGAGCGCAUCAUGGAAACCGAUCUACUGCGGUACUCGAAGAGAGGUGUCCUCCGCAAUACGCGGCUAGUCGAUGUCCGGAUUGAUGAAGAGUCUGAUGCAGAAUUCCCGGUGGUCGUCACCAUGGACACAAACGGCGAGGAGAAAGUUGUGCGUACAAAGCAUCUGGUCGGUGCUGAUGGUGCACACUCCAUCGUCCGGCAGUGCAUGGGCCUGCGUCUCGAGGGAGAAUCCCUGGACCAUAUCUGGGGCGUAAUCGACUUGGUGGCUGAUACCGAUUUUCCGGAUAUCCGUCGGCGCUGUGCGAUUCACUCUCCUGCGGGCUCGGUGAUGGUUAUUCCACGAGAGAGGAUUUCCACGGGCGAGUAUCUCACUCGACUCUAUGUUCAUGUUCCCGAGACGGUGGUUCCGGACAACGACCAGGAUCAGGUUCUAGAUGCUAAUGGGGCUGUCAAGGCUGAAGAUGCGCGGCAACGGAGAAGCAAGAUUACGCAGGAUGGUAUUUUGCAGCAGGCGGCUGAUGCGAUGAAGCCGUAUUAUAUCCGUCCGAAGGAUGGGGUAGUUGACUGGUGGGCUGCUUAUCAGAUCGGUCAGCGUGUCUCGCCGCAGUUUAUUGUGAAUGACUCGCAAGGCGUUGGCAGAGUGUUCAUCGUCGGUGAUGCCUGCCAUACCCACAGUCCUAAAGCCGGUCAGGGAAUGAACGUCUCCAUGAUGGACUCCUACAAUCUAGCAUGGAAGCUCAUAUACCACGUCAACGGUCUCGCCCCAGAACCAACAGCAACAGGAACGCCAACACCACUCCUCGACUCAUACCAAACCGAGAGACACCAGAUCGCGCAGCAACUGAUAGACUUUGACCGGAAAUUCUCGACCAUGUUCUCCGGUAAAAUGGGUGCUACCGAGGGCCUUACUCAAGAGGAAUUCCAGCAGGCCUUUAAGCUCGGAAAUGGGUUCACCAGUGGUUGUGGUGUGGAAUAUCCCGAGAGCACCGUGGUGCUGCGCGAUGAUUUGGAGGACUCAACUAGUCCUGUCAAGGGAACGGAUUACCUAUCUGGAAUCCUGAGGCCCGGCCGCAGGUUAUUAGAUGUUCGACUCUUGCGACAUGCUGAUGGGUCACCGCGGCAUAUUCAUGACGACAUUCCUUCAACGGGUCGAUUCCGCGUUCUUUGUCUAGCUUCGACUGAUCUUCUUGAUCGGCAAAGCGUUUCCGCACGGGCACUGGAUGCAGUCAGUGGACUGAUGACCACAUUCCCCGUGUCGAUUAUUGAGUUGAUCGUAUUACAUCCGAAGCUUCAUCGGCCGUUCGAGUGGGAUGAUGUUCCCACUUGUGUCAAGCAGCGAGCGGAGAUGCGCUUCCAUGAUGGGUCGGCUUUGGAUGACGCCUAUGCUAUUUACGGCGUGGAUCCUGCGAAAGGUGCUCUGGCUGUGAUUAGGCCUGAUGGAUACGUCGGAGUUGUUGCACGGCUUGACCAUGUUUCGCGGGUGGAAGAGUAUCUCAAGAGAUGUAUCAGAACGGUUAACGAGGGCUGA